AUGAGCACAGGCACAGACAAGGCAGUUGGCGCUGUAGCGUUCUUUUCAGCGAUUGCUAUCUUUGUAUAUUAUACCUUGUGGUCUCUUGUCAUGCCAUUUGUCGAUGAGGACCAUCCUUUACAAAACUACUUUCCACCUUGGGAAUAUGCUAUCCGUAUACCAUUGGUGAUUCUCAUUGUGGGUUUGACGGUGAUCUUUAGCUUCCUAGGAUUAGCUAUGGCAAAGAGCAAGAAUGCACAGACGAAAAAGGCCAAAUAA
This is a messenger RNA of Lichtheimia ornata, 258 nucleotides long. RefSeq lists its product as uncharacterized. Gene Ontology annotation, cellular component: endoplasmic reticulum membrane; dolichol-phosphate-mannose synthase complex. NCBI's taxonomy places the organism in Eukaryota, Fungi, Mucoromycota, Mucoromycetes, Mucorales, Lichtheimiaceae. The transcript has 3 exons. The record is from RefSeq and is a predicted model, not a curated record. Bases 1 to 258 code for a protein of 85 amino acids. Gene Ontology annotation, molecular function: enzyme regulator activity. Gene Ontology annotation, biological process: GPI anchor biosynthetic process.